This is a messenger RNA of Schistocerca nitens (vagrant locust), 1092 nucleotides long. Its product is annotated as buccalin-like. Bases 1 to 1092 code for a protein of 363 amino acids. The transcript is spliced from 2 exons. The record is from RefSeq and is a predicted model, not a curated record. NCBI's taxonomy places the organism in Eukaryota, Metazoa, Arthropoda, Insecta, Orthoptera, Acrididae.
AUGGGGAAAGAAGGCAUGGGGAAAGAAGGCAUGGGGAAAGAAGGCAUGGGGAAAGAAGGCAUGGGGAAAGAAGGCAUGGGGAAAGAAGGCAUGGGGAAAGAAGGCAUGGGGAAAGAAGGCAUGGGGAAAGAAGGCAUGGGGAAAGAAGGCAUGGGGAAAGAAGGCAUGGGAAAGAAGGCAUGGGAAAGAAGGCAUGGGAAAGAAGGCAUGGGAAAGAAGGCAUGGGAAAGAAGGCAUGGGAAAGAAGGCAUGGGAAAGAAGGCAUGGGAAAGAAGGCAUGGGAAAGAAGGCAUGGGAAAGAAGGCAUGGGAAAGAAGGCAUGGGAAAGAAGGCAUGGGAAAGAAGGCAUGGGAAAGAAGGCAUGGGAAAGAAGGCAUGGGAAAGAAGGCAUGGGAAAGAAGGCAUGGGAAAGAAGGCAUGGGAAAGAAGGCAUGGGAAAGAAGGCAUGGGAAAGAAGGCAUGGGAAAGAAGGCAUGGGAAAGAAGGCAUGGGAAAGAAGGCAUGGGAAAGAAGGCAUGGGAAAGAAGGCAUGGGAAAGAAGGCAUGGGAAAGAAGGCAUGGGAAAGAAGGCAUGGGAAAGAAGGCAUGGGAAAGAAGGCAUGGGAAAGAAGGCAUGGGAAAGAAGGCAUGGGAAAGAAGGCAUGGGAAAGAAGGCAUGGGAAAGAAGGCAUGGGAAAGAAGGCAUGGGAAAGAAGGCAUGGGAAAGAAGGCAUGGGAAAGAAGGCAUGGGAAAGAAGGCAUGGGAAAGAAGGCAUGGGAAAGAAGGCAUGGGAAAGAAGGCAUGGGAAAGAAGGCAUGGGAAAGAAGGCAUGGGAAAGAAGGCAUGGGAAAGAAGGCAUGGGAAAGAAGGCAUGGGAAAGAAGGCAUGGGAAAGAAGGCAUGGGAAAGAAGGCAUGGGAAAGAAGGCAUGGGAAAGAAGGCAUGGGAAAGAAGGCAUGGGAAAGAAGGCAUGGGAAAGAAGGGCCUGCCUCCUCCAUCCCCUAUACCUCUAACACCUGUGGUUUCCACUUCAUCGGUGCAGCCAGAGAUGCCCAGUCAUCCUCUGGCAUCAGGGAUGAGGACACCUGUGAAGGUGUCCCCCUCAUAAGAUAA